Lathyrus sativus (Indian pea) is the source of this 303-nucleotide messenger RNA. The record is from the annotation of a GenBank genome assembly. NCBI's taxonomy places the organism in Eukaryota, Viridiplantae, Streptophyta, Magnoliopsida, Fabales, Fabaceae.
AUGGCAGAUUGGUCUAAGCUUCCGAAGAAUCUUCUACAACUGAUCUCAGGAAAACUCAACAAUGAACUAUAUUCCAUUCGAUUUCAAUCUGUUUGUUCAUCCUGUCGCUCUUCUUCAAUCCCUAGCUACCAUCACCACCAUUUAUCUUUGAAGCUUCCAAAUUCUCCAACGACACUAACUUCAAUCCCUAUAUUUGAGAGUGAGUGUGAGUUGUUGCUAGUUGAUUACUAUGCUGGUGAUGAUGUAUUAAUCAUGGAAAUAUUACUAUAUUCUUAUUUUAAAAUUGAAAACAUUACAUACUAA